Molecule: messenger RNA, 397 nt
Organism: Schistosoma rodhaini
Lineage: Eukaryota; Metazoa; Platyhelminthes; Trematoda; Strigeidida; Schistosomatidae
Source: the annotation of a GenBank genome assembly
AUGUUGCAGAAAUGUGCAUCAGCUUCUGUAAAUAUUCAAGAAGGUCGUUCAAGAUCUUUUGAAAUUAUCGUUAAUGGAAAUCUUAUUUUUUCAAAACUAAAGUGUGGUAGUUUUCCUUCAACAGAAGCCAUCAUUUCUGAAUUGAUUCGAAUUGAAAAUGGUGAAACACCUAAUGAAGUCAUUGAAUAUGAAACAUCUAAUUAAUUGGCAUUGAGCAAUCUAGGAAGCUAUCCAUACGUUUUUUCUGUUAUAAAACUUAUGACUUCUGUCAAGUAAUUGAAAGUCUUCAAUCUUUGUAAUAAUUAAGUCUAUGCAGGUGAACAAGUUUGCGAAUUUCUGAAUAUGGAAGAUUAUGGGGGAAGAAAAAUUUACGAAGAUGGCUCGUUCAUAAACUACA